AUGUACAACGAUAAUAAUAUCAACAUUCAGAGCACGCAGCCUGGCAAGAUCCAGUGUCUUCUAGACACGCCCGACCAGGGCCUCGGUUACGUGAACGACUUUCGCGGUGCGCUGGUUGAAGGAUAUGGCAACUACCUGCAGGGGCUUACUAGCUGGAUCAACUCAAAGCUGAACCUCCAGAUGUCGGCUCAGGUAUCUUACAAUCUUCCCAUGGAUAUGGAAGCCAAUAUCCCUUAUGUCAAUGCCCCGGAAUGGGAGAGUCCACAGUUCGCCAGUAAUAUCGGCGGCUAUAGACAUCACCGACAGUGGCAACGGCCCCUCGGAGCACGCCACGCAGCUGCCUUCUACCGUUCUCGGCUACGAUUAUGCAAAUGA
This is a messenger RNA of Penicillium cinerascens, 375 nucleotides long. RefSeq lists its product as uncharacterized. The coding region runs from base 1 to 375 and encodes 124 amino acids. The transcript has a single exon. NCBI's taxonomy places the organism in Eukaryota, Fungi, Ascomycota, Eurotiomycetes, Eurotiales, Aspergillaceae. The record is from RefSeq and is a predicted model, not a curated record.